Messenger RNA from Tachyglossus aculeatus (Australian echidna), 2270 nucleotides. RefSeq names its product presenilin 2 (gene PSEN2). The record is from RefSeq and is a predicted model, not a curated record. The transcript has 12 exons. Gene Ontology annotation, cellular component: dendritic shaft; apical plasma membrane; Z disc. Lineage: Eukaryota; Metazoa; Chordata; Mammalia; Monotremata; Tachyglossidae. Gene Ontology annotation, biological process: amyloid precursor protein catabolic process; intracellular signal transduction; negative regulation of apoptotic process. The coding region runs from base 254 to 1639 and encodes 461 amino acids. Gene Ontology annotation, molecular function: aspartic endopeptidase activity, intramembrane cleaving.
CGUGCUGCUGCCAUCGCUUCCGGGCUGCGCCUGGGGCAGGGAACCGGGGCCUCGCCCUGCUGGGGAAGGCCCGUGCACCCACUGUGGGCCCGUCGGUGGACUCUGAAAAGUGUCGUGAAGCAUUUAUUGGCCGAUACCUUCUAGACACUAAGCUCGUGGUGAGCAGGGAAUGUGUCUACCGACUCUGUUAUAUUGCACUCUCCCAAACGCUUAGUACAGUGCUCUGCAAACGGCCCUGCGCGAGGGGUGAGUCAUGAUCACCUUCAUGAAUUCCGACAGCGAGGAGGAAGUUUGCAACGAGCGGACUUCCCUGAUGUCAGCUGAGAGCCCAAUGUCCCGUUCCUAUCAGGAUGGAACGCCAGCCCCAGAGGCGGGAGAAGAUGUGGCCCAGAGGAAACACCCAGCCAGCUGGGAUCCUGGCGCUGGUGCCGUGCGUCGUGCCCCCGGGAGCCGGGGUGCGGCCAGGAGUCCUGCGCUGGAAAAUGAAGAGGAGGAGGAGGAGCCGUCCCUCAAGUACGGAGCGAAGCACGUGAUCAUGCUGUUUGUCCCGGUGACACUGUGCAUGGUGGUUGUGGUGGCCACCAUCAAGUCGGUCCGCUUCUACACGGAGAAGAACGGGCAGCUGAUCUACACCCCGUUCACAGAAGACACGCCGUCGGUGGGCCAGCGCCUCCUCAAUUCCGUGCUGAACACCCUCAUCAUGAUCAGCGUCAUCGUCGUCAUGACAAUCUUCCUGGUCCUGCUCUACAAAUAUCGUUGCUACAAGUUUAUUCACGGUUGGCUCAUCCUGUCCUCCCUGAUGCUGCUGUUCCUGUUUACCUACAUCUAUCUUGGGGAGGUGCUGAAGACCUACAACUUGGCCAUGGACUACCCCACGCUCUUCCUGGUCAUCUGGAACUUUGGGGCCGUCGGGAUGAUCUGCAUCCACUGGAAGGGCCCCCUGCAGCUGCAGCAGGCCUACCUCAUCAUGAUCAGUGCCCUCAUGGCCCUGGUCUUCAUCAAGUAUCUCCCAGAGUGGUCGGCCUGGGUCAUCCUGGGAGCCAUCUCUGUGUAUGAUCUUGUGGCUGUGCUGUGCCCAAAAGGGCCCCUGAGAAUGCUGGUGGAGACGGCCCAAGAGAGAAAUGAGCCCAUCUUCCCUGCCUUGAUAUAUUCCUCUGCCAUGGUGUGGCCGGUAGGGAUGGCAAAAGUAGAGAACUCUGCCCAGGAAGCGGACCACCAGGCACAGGAGGAAGAGGAGGAGCAGCAGAGUGAGAACUGGAGGAACCGCCCAGGCCCCGGAUCCACCCCUCCCCAGAGAGGCGCCCCAGCCAACCUGCCUGCCUACUUGGUAGAGGAGGUGGAGGAGGAGGAAGAGGAGGAGGAAAGGGGUGUGAAGCUGGGCCUCGGGGACUUCAUCUUCUACAGCGUGCUGGUGGGCAAGGCCGCCGCCACGGCCAGCGGUGACUGGAACACUACCCUGGCCUGCUUUGUCGCCAUUCUCAUUGGUUUGUGUCUCACGCUCUUGCUGCUGGCCGUCUUCAAGAAAGCACUGCCGGCUCUGCCCAUCUCCAUCACCUUUGGUUUGAUUUUCUACUUCUCCACCGACAACCUCGUCCGGCCCUUCAUGGAGACCCUGGCGGCCCACCAGCUCUACAUUUAGAAGCCACUGGCCGGGGCCACGGUGGAGACCUGGAAGCUGUAGGAAAUUUCAACCGUAUGGAGCUGUGUAGUUUUACACCCUUAGUGCCGUAUAUUUUUUAGAAAACUUUUUUUUUUAAAGUACCAUACGGAGACACAACGAGGUUAAGCCAACUCAGUAUCGUGGCCCUGGUAGGUGUUGGGCGACCAGCGCUGUGACUUACCUCGCCCCCACCCCUGCACCUCACCCGCUGGGAACACAGAAGCGAUGACACUCAAACGAAGGAAAGAAGGAGAGUCGCAUCGUCCGGGGAGAGCCGGGUCAGAAGGAGGAUGGAUGCUUGUUUCCUUGUACCAUCGGGUUCCACAGAAGGAUAUCUUAAAUAGCAUUAACACGCACAGUAGUCCACACUCAGGAAACUGGAGCCAAGAGCUAUUGGCAACCGGGUGGAGAAAGGAAGCCCACAUUUCAGGAGGGAACAUUCCCAGUGCUUUUUUUUUUUGUCUGAUUCCUGCCGUGAUUCUUUUGGUUGUCGCCAUCUUAUAAGCUUCUGGAAAUGAAGACCCGUUAUUACCGUUGAUGUCGCUAACUGCUGGGAAGCGGCUGUGGAGUUGGCCAUUAUGAUUUUAAUAAAUUUCCUCAAAUGAAUCUA